Kuraishia capsulata CBS 1993 is the source of this 1536-nucleotide messenger RNA. RefSeq lists its product as uncharacterized. The record is from RefSeq and is a predicted model, not a curated record. The transcript has a single exon. Gene Ontology annotation, cellular component: cytoplasm. Gene Ontology annotation, molecular function: cysteine-type aminopeptidase activity. Gene Ontology annotation, biological process: proteolysis; response to toxic substance; L-homocysteine catabolic process. The coding region runs from base 1 to 1536 and encodes 511 amino acids. Lineage: Eukaryota; Fungi; Ascomycota; Pichiomycetes; Pichiales; Pichiaceae.
AUGGGUUCAAACGUUUCAAAACAGGCGAGUCCAACUUACACUGCCGUCAAAGCUGAGCCCACCAUGGCCGUCUCCGAUGACACGGAACUGAUCGAAAGAUUGCAAUCGCUUCUAGUGAAGGAGAAAAUUUCGGUCAAAGCUGUAUCCAGAAUUGAGAAAUCCGGCGAAGAUAACCCACUCACUUCUGCCAGUUUUCUGAACUGGGAAUCGGAGUUGCUUUCGGACCCAAAGAACGAGCUGGCUCUCAACUGCUUCACCGGCAACAGCAUCACCGAUAUCAUUGCGAAGACUAAGAGUCAAUACUCUCACAAUUUGGAUUCUUUCAACUACAAGGUCGAUUUUGCCGGUGGUCCAAUUACAAACCAGCGUUCGAGUGGAAGAUGCUGGAUAUUUGCCUCCACCAACGUGUUCAAGAGUUUUAUCAAGCAGAAGUACAACCUAGACAAGUUUGAGAUUUCGCAGAACUACCUGUUUUUCUACGACAAGCUGGAAAAAUGCAAUUUCUUCUUGAACAACAUUAUUGAGUCAUAUGACGAAGAGAUAGACUCUAGAUUCAUCCAAUACCUACUCGCCCUUCCCAUUAACGAUGGUGGUCAAUGGGACAUGAUCGUCAAUCUGGUUGAAAAAUACGGUUUGGUUCCACACGAGCAAUUCCCCGAUUCUUUCAGUUCCACCAACUCCUCAAGACUGAACUACAUCAUUAACAACAAGCUCAGGGAAUAUGCUUUGAUUCUUAGAAAGUUGGCCUCGUCUGCUGCCAACUCGGAGAAAUCGUACGAAGCUACCAGAGCCUCGAUUCUCACCGUGAAGGAUUCCAUGUUGAAGGAGAUUUUCAACAUCUUGACCCUCACUCUUGGGGUUGCUCCUAAGCCAAAGGGUGAGUUUACCUGGGAGUAUUUUGACAAGUUUGGCAACUUUCACUCUGUCAACACCACGCCUCUGGGUUUCUACAACGAUAUUCUUGGUUUCAAGGCCAACAAGUACUUCUCUCUGAUCAACGAUCCGAGAAAUGAUUACGACAAGUUGUACACUGUUGAUAAGUUGAACAAUGUUCUUGGUGGAAAACUCAUUGAGUACGUGAACGUUGAUUUGCCAGUCUUGAAGCAGGUCUUGAUAGCUAUGAUCAAGAACAAUGAGCCUGCGUUCUUUGGGUCUGAUGUUGGAAAAUUCGAAGAUACUCCUUCUGGACUCAUGGACGUCGACUCUUGGGACUACAAGCUGGGCUUCAACACCAGUCUCAACAUCAACAAGCGUGAAAGGCUUUUGACUGGUUCAUCUCAGAUGACUCAUGCCAUGGUGAUCACCGGUGUUCAUCUGGAUGCGGACGGUAAGCCCGUUAGAUGGAGAGUUGAGAACUCAUGGGGCCCCGAUGUUGGUCACAAAGGUUUUUUCGUUAUGACUGACAAGUGGUUCGACGAGUAUGUUUUCCAGGUGGUUACUUCAGCUCAAUAUGCUCCUAAGAAGGUGGUUGAUGUAUGGAAGAGCAAGGAGUUCAAUGUGCUGCCUUACUUCGACCCAAUGGGCGCAUUGGCUUGA